CAGCGCGGGGCUGGUGGUCUAGCCUGCUGUGCCACCAACACCACCAUCACCACCACCACCACUUCUCUCUCUUCGUCCUGCUGCUCCUGCUGGCCUUCGUGCUGCACUUCUUCUUCUCCGCCGUGACGGCCGCCUAGUCCUUCUAGUGGUCGAGGAUGGCCGAGGACGGCCCCGCCACGCCGGGCAUCCUGCGCAAGCACGCCGGCGGUGCCGCGGGCGGCACCAUGCGCCGGCUGCACUUCAACGAGUCCAAAGCCACGCGCUCCCCCAAGAUCCAACCCCCGGCCAGGGCGUCGGCCAGCCAGAGGCUCGAGGCCAUUGCCAGCCAGAUGCAGCAGCGGCACGAGCAGAUGUACCAGGAGCAGCAGCAGCAACUGCAGCAGAACCAGGAUGACGGCGUGGGCCCCACGCGGCUCUGGCCGCCGUCCAGGAAGCGCGAGGAGGCCACCGCCCUGCGCAACCUGAAGCGCGUGCUGGCCAACCGGCAGCUGCGGACCGUGGGCGACGACGAGGACGCCAAGGAGCCCAAGGACCCCGAGAAGGAGGCCGACCGGGUGCUCGCGGAGCAGAUGGCCAACAUGGCGCUGGACAACCGGAAGCAGCUCAUCGCCAAGGUGAUGCGGCCCGUGGCGCUGGUGUCCGAGGGCCACGAGGCGGCCACCGACUGGCACGACUCCGAGUUCAUCAGCGAGUGCCUGUGCUGGCACAACGUGUACCGACAGCGCCACGGCGUGCGGGACCUGGCCAUGAGCGCGGAACUGUGUGACAUGGCGCAGCACUGGGCCAACCACCUGGCGCACGCCAACGCCUUCAUGUACAAGCCGGGCGAGACGAGCGUCGGCCAGAACCUGUACUGCCGGCUGCCCAACACCGUCGCCACGGAGGUGACCGGCCAAGAAGUGGCGGCCUACUGGUACAGCGCCGGGAAGAAGUACCACUACGGCAAGGAGCCCGACGUCCUGCACGCCAACGUGAACGCAGGCCACUUCACGCAGCUGGUGUGGGCCGCGACCCGCGAGCUGGGCGUGGGCAAGGCCCGCAGCCGGCAGGGCAAGACGGUGGUGGUGGCCAUGUACCACCCGCCGGGCAACAUCUCCGGCGCCUUCCAGGAGAACGUGCCCUUCCCCGGGAACGUCACCAGCGACCUGGAGAUGUCCCUGUCGGACUCGUCCUCGUCGUACUCGGGGUGCGCCGCUACUGCUCGACCAAGGGCUCGAGGACGUGAUGAGGAAAUUCCAUGGCGCCACGUGUGCGCUGUAGUGCUCUCCACUACCGCGUUCUCAUGGCAACGCCUGAAGAAACAUUCACGUCUACACACCCUCCUUAUACUUCACACUGUUUGGUGAAGAGUUUUCAUCAUUUACUAUAAUUCGAUGCUUAAUUCAGCGCACGUUCGGAGACUAAUGAAAUGCUCCCAACAAAUAAGUCCCCUUUGUAUUUCGUAAUUUGCUAUUUUUGAAUUACUCGUACUGGUCACGCCACGACGGUUCCCGUGGACGGGAUGUACGAUGGGUUGCCUAUCGCUUUGGCCGCAGGCGUAGGCCGGAGACUUUGGUCUGUGUUUGAUGGCGGUCGGAUGCAAGUGAUGGCUGCAGGGUUCGCCACUGUCUAGCUCCGCUGACUUCUCAACAGUGGAAAUUAAACUAUGAGGGAGACUGGUUUAUGAUGAAGGUCUUUAGCCCGGGCAUAUCGUGAUACCCCUCGUCUUCUGGUUCACCUUAAGUGAAUAUUCACUUGGCUGUGGUACUUUUUUCUAGCGCAUAGUUAAAGUUAAUUUUGAGAAUCAUGGACUGUUUGUUCCUCAAACAAAGCACUGUGUUGGGAAUCACACGCCCUUCCGUACGUUUACUGUUCUGUCGUGGGACUACUUCUACUUUGUCUUGGAGUGAGAAUCUAUACAGGAUAGACUCAAGAAUUGGGCAUUCCCUGCACAGGUUUGUGUCAGAAUUGGAGUUGUGACAUCAUGUGCCUCAAGUAGAAAAUGCUUUGAUUUAUUUUCUGUAUUUUAUUGUUGGUAGAUACAAAUUUAAUCUAUUAUGUACGUCCAUUUCUUUAGGCAGUUUAGUAUAAUUCAAUUAGUAAUUUUGAGAUUUUUCUGACAAUUGUGACUUUACUUCUUUUUUUCUCAGGCCUCUUGAUGCUUCCCAACAUUAGAAACAGUGCUUCAAAAUGUUAUAGACUGAAAUGCAUGAGACAGGAAAUUUGAAAGUAGGCUUAUUUUAAUUAAAAUAAAGAUACAAAAAUGUUAGGUUUUCAUUGCACCAGCAGUAUACUCUUGCAAAACUGUAGACUGCUUGUUGCAUUUUGUCUUUGGAUCUUGUAGGGUCUAGAUACCUAAAAUUGCUCAUUAUUGAAUGUAAAAUUAGUUUUAUAACAGAGGCUCUGCCUCUGUCAUGGUUUACUUCAAGUAGUAGGUAUUAAUUUUUAAAUUUGUAUUAAAAAUAUUAACAGGGUUUUCUUGGAAUUAAAUUUGAAAGAGCUCAUCUUUAGAAGAAAAUGGAUCACACCUGAUUUGCAGUCAGUUAUCUAGUACCUCCUUUUCAAUUUAAAUAGGAUAAGGUGUCUGACAUGCUGUUUUCCUUACCGAUACAUGAUGAAAUGUACAGUUUUCAAUCUUCAGUUGUUCCAAAUUUUUCAUGCCUUGGGUUCAGUUAGUCAUGCCAUCUACCUACAAUAGGUUCAUUGUUCAUUUUGGUAGGACUAAACAUAUCUCUUUUGUUCCUCAGCUCAAACAAAAGGAAAGGUUCAGCAAUCUAUUUUGACAGCAUGUCCCUGAAGUACAAAGGCAUCAAAUUAUAUCUAGAUGGAACCUCGAUAUUGUUACUUCAACACACCAUCGUUCAUAACUUCCAUGAGUUUCAAUUAUUUAAUGAUUUUCCAUCCUAAAAUUUCCCUCUUACAAGAUCAUUUUUGUUCUUUCAAUUUUUAAAGAGUGAUAACCGAAUAGCCUGGCUUUAGCACAAUUUAAACCUCUUCUGAAUUUGUAUAGACAAAAAUGUGCUGAAGUCGCAUUACUACCUUAUUUGCAAAAUCUGCACUUUGCUCAAGUAAUUGCUUAGAGAGUUUGACGGAAGAUUUUAUAAUCUGCUAAGCACAAUCAAAUCCUUAUUGUUAUUAAUAAAAACUUAAAGA
Messenger RNA from Thrips palmi, 3132 nucleotides. RefSeq lists its product as uncharacterized. The record is from RefSeq and is a predicted model, not a curated record. Lineage: Eukaryota; Metazoa; Arthropoda; Insecta; Thysanoptera; Thripidae. The transcript is spliced from 8 exons. Bases 156 to 1346 code for a protein of 396 amino acids. Gene Ontology annotation, cellular component: extracellular region.